Molecule: messenger RNA, 930 nt
Organism: Acanthosepion pharaonis
Lineage: Eukaryota; Metazoa; Mollusca; Cephalopoda; Sepiida; Sepiidae
Source: the annotation of a GenBank genome assembly
AUGCUAUUAAUCACUUAUCUACCGGUGUGUUUUUUUUUUACUUCACACAAUGCAAAUUACAUUAAAGCUUUCCCUCUCUUUCCCUUUGUUUUAUUCUUCCCCUCUCUUCCAACGUUUGCCUUCUUUUCCUUCCUUCUCGCGCUCUUCCGUCUCUUUCGUCCUCUCUCUUACCAUAAGCUUUCCCUCUACCUCUAUUUCUCCCUUUGUGAUUUUGUAAUCGUUCUUUGUUUCUUUCUCCCACACCAUGCUUUCCUCUAUUUCCUUCUUUACUCCUUCUUUCUCUCUCACAACCGCGAUACCACUCUCCUACUCAUGCUCUCUUUUCUUUCUUACUCUUACUCUACUUCCUCUUCCCUUCUUUCUUUCUUACUCUACGUCCUCUUUUCUUUUCUUACUCUUAAUCUACUUCCUCUUCCCUUUUCUUUCUUACUCUUACUCUACUUCCUCCUCCCUUUUCUUAUUCUUACUCUACUUCCUCUUCCCUUUUCUUACUCUUACUCUACUUCCUCUUCCCUUCUUUUUCCUUACUCUUCCUCCUCCUUUUCUUUCUUACUCUUCUCUUCUUCCUCCUCCUUUUCUUCUUCUCUCUUCCUCCUCCUUUUCUUUCUUACUCUUACUCUACUUCCUCCUCCUUUUCUUACUCUUACUCUACUUCCUCCUCCUUUUCUUUUCUUACUCUUCCUACUUCCCUUUUCUUUCCUUUUCUCUACUUCCUCUUCCCUUUUCUUACUUUACUCUCCCUCCUCCUUUUCUUAUUCUUCUCUACUUCCUCUUCCCUUUUCUUACUCUUACUCUACUUCCUCUUCCCUUUUCUUUCUUACUCUACUUCCUCUUUUUUUCUUACUCUACUUCCUCUUUCUUUCUUUCUUUCUUUCUUUCUUUUCCUCUCCUGACCUUUCACACAAUCUCUUUUUAAGCACAUUUACAUAG